Molecule: messenger RNA, 310 nt
Organism: Monopterus albus (swamp eel)
Lineage: Eukaryota; Metazoa; Chordata; Actinopteri; Synbranchiformes; Synbranchidae
Product: high choriolytic enzyme 1-like
Exons: 2
Biological process (GO): proteolysis
Molecular function (GO): zinc ion binding; metalloendopeptidase activity
Source: RefSeq, a predicted model, not a curated record
UUUAACUGUCAAGCCCAGAGAGAGAGAGAUACCAUCAUCCAAGGUCUGGAGUCAUUUGGCAGGUCCACCUGUAUCCGCUUCGUCCCCUUGAACAGACAAAGAGACUUUGUGGACAUCCAAUCUCGAUCGGGGUGUUACUCAUUUGUCGGGCGUCGGGGUUCUGGCCAGAUAGUGUCUUUGAGUCGCCAGGGCUGUGUCUUUGAGUCAGUCAUCCAACACGAGCUACUGCACGCCCUGGGCUUCAACCAUGAACAGACCCGGUCUGACAGGGACGAACAUGUUCGCAUCCUGCUGGAGAAUGUUAUUCCUG